AUGCGAUGGCAGGAAUUGCUGGCGGGAGAAGAUGAUGAUAUGUUUGAGGGGGCUGCCGCAAGGACCACGACGCGAAAGAAGACGGAUGAGGAUGGGGAGGUGACGAAGUCGAAAAACUUCAAAGGGCCAAAAGCUGUCGAAUUAUAUUUGAAGGCUCUUCAACUUAUCCUACGGCAUCAAAUUUGGUUCCUGACCCACGAGAAAGGCUUACCAGCGGAACUUGAAACCGUCGUCUUCGAUCUGUGGGCCCUCCGGAUCCUGCAAUUUGGAGACAAGAUAUCCGAAGAUAACGAGGAGCUACACUCAUCACAAGCGUUCAGUUCUAUAGACGACGACGCGGAGGCUGUAGGAGAUGGGCCAAGAUUCGGAAAGCGGGAGAGAAAGUUUAAGGGCAUUCCUGGCCUAAUCGAUUGCCUGGCUCUAUGUUAUCUGGGUAUCACCACGCUUCGGUUACCUGUUACGCCUGGCGAUAUCUAUGCAUGGACAGCAGAAGGAAAGAUGGCCUAUCUGGGGGCCAUCAAGUAUCUCCCACCAGCUAUGAGAGACCGAUUACCGGCAAACUACCACGCUGUUUUGGAUCCGAACGCUCUUCUAAGGUUCGAACGAUUCUACCCCACGCUCAUCGCGCUCCAAGUCGGCUUCGAGAAAGAGUACGCGAUCCUGUGGCCGCCUCUCAACGCGCCCUUACUACUCUUCCGGUACUUGAAAGAGCUCGCUUUGCCUCUGGAAUUGUACGAUGCUACCCUUCGGCUGGGCAAACUGCUGGACUACGAUUUCGCGUUCCACACCGAUGGCAAAAAGAGGUUGGGCGUAAGGGACCUGCCCGAAGCGCAGCUUCUCGCUUGCUUUGUGAUGUGCGUUAAGCUCUUCUAUCCCUUCGAUGGCCAGCGGCGAUACCCCACUUCGACAUCGGAACUUGCGACAAGUGUCGUCAAUUGGGAGGCGUGGUGCAGACAAAUGGACCUCGCACGCUUGAAGGGGCGGCCAGGUACCUCAAGCUACACGCCAGAAGAACUCUUGGAGCUAGAGAAGAAAGAUCUCGUAUAUACGACGGAAGAGCUGUUUAAGCUCGAAGUGAAGGACGUGCUGUCCAUGUCAGAGGAGCAAUUGGAUCAGUACAUGGAUUUCUAUCUGGCCAACUUCCUAGACGAGACCCACAUCGAGCCAAACCAAAACAAGGACGACUUUCGAAACAAACUCUACGAAUGGUUUCCCGCAACUACCGAGACUCCCGCGCAGCCAAGGCAAGCAUUGGAUGAAGACAAUAGCGAGGCGAAGCUUGAGGUAGUGAGGGCGGUGCAGAGCAGUAUGAAAUUGAGACCAGCUGUUGCAGAGGAAGCAAAGGGCACCGCGAUUUUAAGGCCAGGGCAGGCGUACAAGAAGCAUAAGAAAGAGGAGAGAUUGCCAGAGCUGCAAAAGAGAUUUUACGAAGAGGCGGCGCGGGUGGCGGGCUUGUCGCUGAAUAUGCUAGUCAUGGCUGUUUCUUCAACGGAGACGAGGGUUGAGAAUUGGAGGAGUACGCAAAGAAAGGGAAAGAAGCUGUUAGAUGAACGCCAGAAGGAGAUACUCCUACAUGGACUCCACGAUCCAGGAAACCCUCAAGUCCAGUCCACCCGAAACUCGGAAGCUCAUAUCGGAGUGUCGUCUAUCGAUGUAUAG
Trematosphaeria pertusa is the source of this 1659-nucleotide messenger RNA. RefSeq lists its product as uncharacterized. The transcript has 2 exons. The coding region runs from base 1 to 1659 and encodes 552 amino acids. The record is from RefSeq and is a predicted model, not a curated record. Gene Ontology annotation, cellular component: RNA polymerase transcription factor SL1 complex; RNA polymerase I core factor complex. Gene Ontology annotation, biological process: RNA polymerase I preinitiation complex assembly; nucleolar large rRNA transcription by RNA polymerase I. NCBI's taxonomy places the organism in Eukaryota, Fungi, Ascomycota, Dothideomycetes, Pleosporales, Trematosphaeriaceae. Gene Ontology annotation, molecular function: RNA polymerase I core promoter sequence-specific DNA binding.